Messenger RNA from Pezoporus occidentalis (night parrot), 2356 nucleotides. It is a transcript of the gene MAP6, whose product is annotated as microtubule associated protein 6. The record is from RefSeq and is a predicted model, not a curated record. Lineage: Eukaryota; Metazoa; Chordata; Aves; Psittaciformes; Psittacidae. The transcript is spliced from 4 exons. Gene Ontology annotation, molecular function: calmodulin binding; microtubule binding. Bases 82 to 1248 code for a protein of 388 amino acids. Gene Ontology annotation, biological process: microtubule cytoskeleton organization; positive regulation of axonogenesis; cytoskeleton-dependent intracellular transport. Gene Ontology annotation, cellular component: axon; microtubule; cis-Golgi network.
AUCCCUCCCGCAUCCCUCCCGCAUCCCUCCCGCAUCCCGGUUCUCGGCUGCCGUGCGGGGAGGCUGCGGCUCGGGGCCGCCAUGGCGUGGCCCUGCAUCAGCCGCGCCUGCUGCAUCGCCCGCUUCUGGAGCCAGCUGGACAAGGCGGACAUCGCCGUCCCGCUCGUCUUCACCAAGUACUCCGAGGCCACCGAGCACCCCGCGGCUCGCCCCGGUCCAGCCGCUCCCAUCGAUACCCAGCCGGGCGCUGAGGCGGCGGCUGGUGGUGCUGGUGGUGAAGCGGCCCCAGGUGCGGCUCGGCCCGGCCCGGCCCCUCACGGGUCCCCCCCGGCUGACUCGGUGAUGCGGCACGACUACAAGCCGUGGAAGGUGCAGCGGCCGGAGCCGAGCUGCAAGCCCAAGAGCGAGUACCAGCCCUCGGAUACGCCCUUCGAGAAGGAGACGCAGUACCAGAAGGAUUUCCGCGCUUGGCCCAUUCCCAAGCGGGGAGAUCAUCCCUGGAUCCCUAAACCGGGACCUUCCCCCGUGCUCGCCCUGGACCGUGGGUCCCCGGAGAAACCGGCUCAGGAGAAGCGGAGGAAGGUGCUGCCCGGCGCCGAGAGGAAGGAGGAGGAUGGCGAAGCGGAGGAUGAGCAUCCCAAAGCGGUGCGGGCCGGGGAUGGCAGGGACAAGGCUCGGAAGAAGGUGGAGGAGACGGAGGUGGGCAGGGGCAGGGCGGCUGCUGAUGCCCUCAACAGGCAGAUCAAGGAGGAGGUGGCAGCGGGGGUCAGCUCGUCAUACAGAAAUGAGUUCAGACCCUGGGUAGACGUCAAGCCUGUGAAAGCUAUAAAAGCAAAGCCCCAGUACAAGCCACCAGAGGAGAAAAUGACCCAUGAAACCAGUUACAGCGCUCAGUUCAAGGGGGAAACCAGUAAGCCUGCUCCAGCUGAUAACAAAUACCUGGAACGCCGAAGGAUACGCACUCUCUACAGUGAGCCCUAUAAAGAACCUCCUAAGGUGGAAAAGCCUAGCGUAAAGCCUUCCAAACCAAAAAAGACCACAACAAGCCAUAAACCCCUGAAAAAGGCCAAAGACAAGCAGAUUGCAUCUGGCCGGGCUGCCAAGAAAAAGAGCGCCGAGACCUCCAACACAGCAAAGCCAGAGGACAAGGAGAAAAGCAAAGAGAUGAACAAUAAACUGGCUGAGGCAAAAGAGGUGCCUUGCAGUUCCCUACCCACGAUUGUGGAGGUCCCUAACCAUGGUCCCUAACCAUGUGGAGGAGAUGGGAGCCCAAGAGUUAAAGAAAAGCCUGCUAAUGGAUUGAAGGCAUCUUAAUGCUUUCUAAACCACCAGCUUUCCCUGCAGGGAAUCUGCUCCACGGACACCAACAGCAAGGACCAGCCACCAGAAAAUUACAGAUGAGGAGCAGUGACAGCUCUUAGCACAGAGGAAUGAUAACCCUUAACAUUGGCAGUUCAUCAGCAUGAGAGAUGGAAAGGGGGGAAUGUUUCUGAACCCCCCUUGUUGUCAUCUGCCCACCUCCCACCCCAACCUAGCCUGAGACAUGCACCAACCUCAAGCUCCCAAGCAAAGCUGGGUCUUCCCAAGUCUUCCUGGGGAUCCAUAGACCUGCAUUCCCUGUCUGGCUCCGAGAGAGGUCUGGAGAGCUGGGUCACAGCACAGGGUGAGGAGCACCCUGCAUGGUACAUGGUGGAGGGGAUCUCACCGCACCAUGGCUGUGGUAGAUGGGUCUGUCCUCAUCAGUUAACAGCACCCAGGAGCACUUGGUGGUGCCAGUACUCAAUGGUCAAGGUAGAGAAAUCCUUAGAGUAUCCUUUGGCAUUGACCUGACCUGCUCCUUGGCCUGGUUCAGGAGUUAGUACCCAAGUGAGGACCAGUGCAGCUGUGGCCACCUUUGAAGCCAAGACUUUUAACAUCAGGGAUAUGAACCACCAAUGAAAUAGUGCUUUGGAGUCUCAGGGCAGUGGAUGUCCUUGUCCCCAUUGCCCUGUUCCCUCCACUCCCUAUUGCUGACCAGGCUUCUCUGUCCCAAUUGGCUCCUUCCCAUGCUGUCCUCAGUGCCCCAUCAGACCCCAUCCACCCACCAUGGUGCUAUACCUUCUAUUGCCUUCUGAAUCAUUCUCCAUCUUCCCUGCCAGCUUUCCCGUGUCCAUCCCAACUUCUCCAACCUUUUCCUUUCUCCCACCUGUCCCCCUCCACAUCAUCCUAAAUCCACAGCUCUACCAGGGACCUUCUCCUCCCCAUCCUCCCCAAGUCUCUGUCUUGUGUCCUGUCUCUCUUGGACUAUAAACCUCGUUCUUUGCCUGUACUGUGUGAUAACAAUCACUGCUUUGAAUAAAUAAUACCUCACCUCUCA